Messenger RNA from Strongyloides ratti, 756 nucleotides. Its product is annotated as UBX domain containing protein TUG/UBX4 family-containing protein. The coding region runs from base 1 to 756 and encodes 251 amino acids. The record is from RefSeq and is a predicted model, not a curated record. NCBI's taxonomy places the organism in Eukaryota, Metazoa, Nematoda, Chromadorea, Rhabditida, Strongyloididae. The transcript is spliced from 2 exons.
AUGUCAUCGUUGAUUAUUUUAUCACCAACUGCACAUAGAACUACUGUUAAAGUUACUCCCAAUAAAAUUUUACAAGAGAUUUUAGAAGAAGCGUGUCUAAAGCAAGGUUUAGUUCCGGAAAAUUAUAAAUUGGUAUAUCAAAAAAAAGUCAUUGAUUUAUCUUUGCCCUUUCGUUUAUCUGGAUUAAGCAAUGGUACAACAUUAAAUUUACAAUACUUUGUGUCAUCCUCUGAUAAUUUUCAAUGCACGAUUGCUCUACAAGGUCCUUCUGGUUCACGAGAACAAAAAGUUUUAUCAAAUACUUUAACACUAUUGGAGGUAUUAGAAAAUUUUUCAGUUGAAUUAACAUCAGAAGAAAAACAUCCUGUUGUUAUGUUUAUGAAUAAAAACUUUAUUGGUGUUGAGGAAUUAAAAUCAAAAACAUUAAAAUCAAUUGGUAUAAAAAAUGAUCGCGUAUUAAUUAAAUAUGACUUUCGAGUAUUGAGUGAAGAAGAAAAACUUGAACUUAAGAAAAGAUUGAAUGAAGAGACUAAACAAAGAAAAAAAAUGGAAGAAAUUUUUCUUUUGAAAAAAAAGGAAAAUGAGGAGCGAGAACUAUUGAAAGUUAAAAUGGAACAAGAAAGUAAAUUGAGAAAUGAAUUCUAUGAAGCAAAAAAUAGACAAAGAGAAAUUGAACUAGAAAAAUUGAAAAAAGAAUAUCUUGAAGAACUAAAAAAAGAAGAAUUGAAAAGUGAAGAAUUAAAAAAUGAAGAAUAG